AUGCUGCGGAUUCGGGCCGUGUCCGGUGAAAGCCUCAUGGAGAUAGAUGUGGGAAGCUUUCUGCAGACGCUUCCUGCAGGGAUGAGUCCUGUCCGGGCACUGAAGAAGCACCUGCACAGCAUGCUUGGGGUGUCAAGGUUCAGGCAAAGGCUUGUAUAUCUGGGUGACGAUACGAUUCUAGAUGAUGAUCACGCCUUGAGAGCUGGCGAGAUUCAGUUGCUUCUUCUAAACUUCUGCCAGGCAUCUGACAAUCAAACGUGGGCGCUGCGGGAUGCUGCCAGACGCGGCCUCACAUCAGAAGUGGAGAAUCUUCUCCAGGGGCCGCAAAACCCCAAUCAAGGAAGCCCGCUGUUUGUGGCAUCCGAGCACGGCCACCUGGAGGUGACACGUCUAUUGCUGGAGGCUCGUGCAGAUAUGGAUAAAGCCAUGCAGAGUGGCGAAACCCCCUUGUACAUCGCAACUCAGAAUGAACAGUUGGAGGUUGUCCGGCUUUUGUUGGAGGCCAAUGCGAACACGGACAAGGCGGAAGAGACUGGCGAAACCCCUUUGUAUGUUGCAGCUUUGAGUGGGCAGGUGGAAACUGUACGGCUUUUGCUUGAGGCCCACGCGGACAAGGAUAAAGAAAAAAAAGUCGUUCGGCUUUUGCUGGAGGCCCGGGCAGACAUGAACAAGGCUCCACAUCCUGCUCACCCGCCCCUGCACAUUGCAGCUCAGAAUGGCCAUGCAGAGAUUGCGGACCUUUUGCGCUGCCAUCUGAGACAGCCCAGGGUUUCGCAGAUCUUCCUGCGCACGGAAGAUAUCGCCAUGUGGAUCUUGCGCAAAGACCGCGCUGAGGGCUUAGGCAUUUUGGGGAUGCCAAGGUUUCCCUUGAAGGUUGAGGAGUAUCACGCAGAAGGGGAGCCAAAAGCACUGGCGGACAUCGGGUUGCCCUUGGACGAGGGGCAGCCGGGUGAUCAGUACCAGGUGCAGCUGCAGGUGAAGGGUCGCUUCCGCUCCGUCACCUGGGAGAGGCUGGAUACCCGAAACGUCCAGCGAAACGGCUUGCCCCGGACCAUGGGCCGAUAUUUUAUCGCCGGAAGCUGGAAUGACUGGCGCCCUGAAGAGAUGAUGCUCGAGGACGAAGCGGUGGGGCGCUUCACGAUCAAGGCAUCUCUGCCCAAGGGCAAGCAGCGUUUCCAAAUCCUGCGAAACCGGGACUGGCGCCAGCUGGCCGGGUGGCCCAGAACUGCUGAUGGGUCAUGA
Molecule: messenger RNA, 1242 nt
Organism: Symbiodinium sp. CCMP2592
Lineage: Eukaryota; Dinophyceae; Suessiales; Symbiodiniaceae
Source: the annotation of a GenBank genome assembly